GCUCCGACUACUCUCCCCCUCCCCCCCUUCCUCGCCCUCCUCCCCCCGGCCUGACCAACGAGCACAGUGGCGGAGGUAGCCACGGAGACCAUGGUGGAGGAGGGGGCGGGGUCAAUCACGGGGUGGGCGUGGUUGGCCUUGCCCCGGAGCACAUCCCCACGCCGGGAGCGGCCCUGAGCUGGCAAGCAGCCAUUGAUGCCGCGCGGCAGGCGAAGAUGAUGGGCAACGCCGCAUCGGGUGGAGGGGCGGGGCUUGGAUUGGGAGGCGGGCCCAUCUCCACAGCAAGCUCCACGCAAAGGAAGAGACAACACUACAGCUCCAAGCCCAAGAAACAGACCACAACAACAGCCACGAGGCCGCCGCGAGCCCUUCUCUGCCUCACGCUCAAGAACCCCAUCCGCAGGGCCUGCAUCAGCAUCGUAGAAUGGAAACCAUUUGAGAUCAUCAUCCUGAUGACCAUUUUUGCUAACUGUGUGGCCUUAGCCGUCUACAUCCCCUUCCCUGAGGAUGACUCGAAUGCCACCAACUCCAAUCUGGAGCGUGUGGAGUAUUUGUUCCUCAUCAUUUUCACGGUGGAGGCGUUCCUGAAGGUGAUAGCCUACGGCCUGCUCUUCCACCCAAACGCCUACCUAAGGAACGGCUGGAAUCUGCUCGACUUCAUCAUCGUAGUCGUAGGGUUAUUCAGUGCGAUCUUGGAGCAGGCCACCAAGGGUGACGGGGCCACUCCUAUUGGAGGGAAGGCAGCAGGCUUCGAUGUCAAGGCUCUGCGGGCAUUCAGAGUACUCAGACCGCUUAGACUGGUCUCUGGAGUACCCAGUUUACAGGUAGUGUUGAACUCCAUAAUCAAAGCCAUGGUUCCUCUGCUCCAUAUCGCCCUGCUGGUCCUCUUCGUCAUCAUCAUCUAUGCCAUCAUCGGCCUGGAGCUCUUCAUGGGCAAGAUGCACAAGACCUGCGUUCACAGGGAUAUAGGUACCAUUCCGGAGGAAAAGCCGGCACCGUGUGCACCUGAUGGAGCUUACGGCCGACACUGUAAACAGAACGGAACGGAGUGCAAAGUGGGAUGGGAGGGCCCAAACGACGGUAUCACCAACUUUGACAACUUUGCCUUUGCCAUGUUGACGGUGUUCCAGUGUAUCACCAUGGAGGGCUGGACGGAUGUGCUGUACUGGAUGCAGGAUGCUAUGGGCUAUGAGCUGCCAUGGGUCUAUUUUGUCUCUCUCGUCAUCUUCGGCUCCUUUUUCGUUCUCAAUCUCGUUCUGGGGGUGUUGAGCGGAGAGUUUUCUAAGGAGAGGGAGAAGGCCAAGGCACGUGGCGACUUCCAGAAACUCAGAGAAAAACAGCAGCUGGAGGAGGAUCUCAAGGGCUACUUAGACUGGAUCACUCAAGCUGAAGACAUCGACCCAGAGAAUGAAGAGGAGGGUCUGGAUGAUGACAAACCCAGAAACCUGAGCAUGCCAGCCAGUGAGAAUGAAUCAGUCAACACAGACAACGCCCCCGGGGGAGAUGUAGAGGGGGAGACCUGCUGUACCCGGCUAGCAAAUAGGAUCUCCAAAUCCAAGUUCAGCCGGUACUCUAGAAGAUGGAACAGGCUGUGUCGAAGGAAGUGUCGUGCGGCGGUCAAAUCACAGGUUUUCUAUUGGCUGGUCAUUUUCCUGGUUUUCCUCAACACUCUGACCAUCGCCUCUGAACAUCACCAGCAGCCUCAGUGGUUAACCGAUGUACAAGACAUAGCUAAUAAAGUGUUGCUAGCGCUCUUUACUGGUGAGAUGCUGCUGAAGAUGUACAGUCUGGGCCUACAGGCAUACUUUGUUUCGCUCUUCAAUCGAUUCGACAGCUUCGUUGUAUGUGGAGGAAUUCUUGAGACCAUUCUGGUGGAAACUAAGAUCAUGUCUCCUCUCGGCAUCUCUGUGUUGCGUUGCGUACGCUUGCUGCGAAUCUUCAAAAUAACCAGAUACUGGAACUCCCUGUCCAACCUGGUGGCCUCCCUGCUAAACUCUGUUCGCUCCAUCGCUUCCCUGUUGCUCCUGCUGUUCCUCUUCAUCAUCAUCUUCUCCCUGCUCGGCAUGCAGCUCUUUGGGGGAAAGUUCAACUUCGACGAGACCCGACGCAGCACCUUUGACAACUUCCCCCAGUCUCUGCUCACUGUGUUUCAGAUCUUAACUGGAGAAGACUGGAACUCUGUGAUGUAUGAUGGCAUCAUGGCGUAUGGUGGGCCGUCCUUCCCCGGCAUGCUGGUCUGCAUCUACUUCAUCAUCCUCUUCAUCUGCGGAAACUAUAUCCUACUGAAUGUCUUCUUGGCCAUCGCUGUGGACAAUCUGGCAGACGCAGAGAGUCUAACAUCCGCCCAGAAAGAGGAAGAGGAGGAGAAGGAGAGGAAAAAACUGGCCAGGCUCGCCAGUCCAGAGAAGCGUCAUGACAACGAGAAGCCUCCUCUCGAGGAGGAGAAGAAGGAGAAGAUAGAGCUGAAGUCAAUCACAUCUGACGGAGAGAUCAACACUGCCACUAAGAUCAACAUGGAUGACUACUGUGGAGAUGAGAGUGAAGAGAAGAAUCCAUAUCCUGCUAAUGAUUACAUAGGAGAUGAGGACGAUGAUGAGCCAGAAAUGCCAGUGGGUCCGAGGCCGCGGCCGUUGUCCGACAUUCAGCUGAAGGAGAAGGCUGUUCCCAUGCCGGAGGCCCGUGCUUUCUUCGUCUUCAGCCACACCAACAAAUUCAGGGUUCUGUGCCAUAAGAUCGUCAACCACAACAUCUUCACCAACCUCAUCCUCUUCUUCAUCCUGCUCAGCAGCAUCAGUCUGGCAGCAGAGGAUCCAGUCAAGAAUGACUCCUUCAGAAACCAGAUCCUGGGCUAUGCAGACCAUGUCUUCACUGGACUCUUCACCAUAGAGAUUAUUCUUAAGAUGACAGCCUACGGAGCCUUCCUCCAUAAAGGUUCAUUCUGUAGGAACUAUUUUAACAUUCUGGACCUGGUGGUGGUCAGUGUGUCCCUCAUCUCCUCUGGAAUACAGUCCAGUGCAAUUAAUGUGGUGAAGAUCCUGAGAGUUCUGCGAGUGCUCAGACCACUGAGGGCCAUCAACAGAGCCAAGGGGCUGAAGCAUGUAGUGCAGUGCGUGUUUGUGGCCAUCAGGACCAUCGGAAACAUCGUCAUUGUCACCACGUUGCUCCAGUUCAUGUUCGCCUGUAUCGGAGUACAACUCUUCAAGGGCAAGUUCUUCUUCUGCUCUGACUCCUCUAAACAGACUCAGGCAGACUGCAGAGGUUUCUACAUCACGUAUAAGAACGGUGAUGUGGGGAAGCCUGAAAGAGCCCCGAGAAAGUGGGAGAACAAUGAUUUUAACUUUGACGAUGUCCUGAAUGGCAUGAUGGCCCUGUUUGCUGUGUCUACCUUUGAGGGCUGGCCAGGGUUACUGUACCGGGCCAUAGACUCUCACACUGAGGAUGUCGGGCCCAUCUACAACUACCGCGUGGUCAUCUCCAUCUUCUUUAUCAUCUACAUCAUCAUCAUCGCCUUCUUCAUGAUGAACAUCUUCGUCGGUUUCGUCAUCGUCACGUUCCAGGAGCAAGGAGAGCAGGAAUAUAAGAACUGUGAGCUGGACAAGAACCAGCGUCAGUGUGUGGAGUAUGCCUUGAAGGCCCGUCCAUUGCGUCGCUACAUCCCUAAGAACCCCUACCAGUACAAGGUGUGGUAUGUGGUAAACUCCACCUACUUUGAAUACCUGAUGUUCACACUCAUCCUUCUCAACACCAUCUGUCUGGCCAUGCAACAUCAUGGACAGACCAAAAAUUUCAAUGAUGCCAUGAACAUCCUCAACAUGCUCUUCACUGGACUCUUCACCGUGGAGAUGAUCCUUAAACUGAUCGCCUUCAAACCCAGGGGGUACUUUAGUGAUCCCUGGAAUGUGUUUGAUUUCCUCAUCGUAAUUGGCAGCAUAAUAGACGUCAUUCUCAGUGAGAUCAACCCAGCUGACUCCUCCUCGUCCUCGUCCUCCUCCUCUUCGUCCUCCUCCUCCUCCUCUUCCUCCUCUCACCCCCCUGUGGUAAGGACAAUGGUACGCUCCGACGGUAACGUCCGCCUCCCUAACUCCUCCACCAUCCCUCCAUCCCUUCAUCCUUCCAUCCCUCCUCCUACUACGGGACUGCAGAACUCUGAAGAGAACGCCAGGAUCUCCAUCACCUUCUUCCGGCUGUUCCGCGUGAUGAGGCUGGUGAAGCUGCUGUCUCGCGGGGAAGGGAUUCGGACCCUGCUGUGGACCUUCAUCAAAUCCUUCCAAGCUCUGCCCUACGUAGCUCUGCUUAUAGUGAUGCUAUUCUUCAUAUACGCUGUCAUCGGCAUGCAGAUGUUUGGUAAGAUAGCGCUGCUGGACAGUACGCAGAUCAACAGGAACAACAAUUUCCAGACGUUCCCUCAGGCAGUGCUGCUGCUCUUCAGAUGUGCAACAGGUGAGGCGUGGCAGGAGAUCAUGCUGGCGUGCUCGCCCAAUAAAACUUGUGAGAAAGGAUCGACCAAUGAGAGCAGCUCUGCCACCGAUGACUGCGGCAGCCAGUUUGCCAUCAUUUACUUUGUCAGCUUCUACAUGCUCUGUGCCUUUCUGAUCAUCAAUCUCUUUGUGGCCGUCAUCAUGGACAACUUUGACUACCUGACGCGUGAUUGGUCGAUCCUGGGGCCGCAUCACCUCGACGAAUUCAAGAGGAUCUGGGCUGAAUAUGACCCAGAAGCUAAGGGGAGGAUAAAGCACUUGGAUGUGGUGACUCUGCUCCGGAGAAUUCAGCCUCCCCUCGGCUUUGGAAAGCUCUGUCCACACAGGGUGGCCUGCAAGCGUCUGGUGUCGAUGAACAUGCCUCUGAACAGUGAUGGAACAGUGAUGUUCAACGCCACACUGUUUGCCCUGGUCAGAACCGCACUCAGGAUCAAGACAGAAGGUAACCUGGAGCAGGCCAAUGAGGAACUGAGGGCCAUAGUGAAGAAGAUCUGGAAGAGAACCAGCAUGAAACUCCUGGAUCAAGUAGUGCCCCCUGCUGGCGAUGAUGAAGUUACAGUCGGAAAGUUCUACGCUACCUUCCUUAUUCAGGAAUAUUUCCGCAAGUUUAAGAAGAGGAAAGAACAAGGGCUGGUGGCCAAGGUGCCUCCCAAAACUGCUCUCUCUCUGCAGGCGGGCCUGCGGACGUUGCAUGACAUUGGUCCAGAGAUUCGAAGGGCCAUCUCUGGAGACCUGACCGUGGAGGAGGAGCUGGAUAAAGGCAUAAAGGAACCUGUGUCAGCUGCAUCCGAGGACGAUAUCUUCAGGCGGGCGGGUGGGUUGUUCGGCAACCACGUCAACUACUACAACCAGAGUGACGGCCGCGGGUCCUUCCCACAGUCCUUCACUACUCAGCGUCCCUUGCACAUCAGCCAGAAGGGCUCUCCCUGCGAAGGCGAGAGCCCAUCCCAUGAGAAACUCAUGGACUCAACCACUUUCACACCUUCCUCUUACUCUUCAUCUGGCUCCAACGCCAACAUCAACAACGCCAACAACACUGGCAUGGCCGGGGUGGCGACCCAGGGCAUCAGUCGAUUCCCGAGCCCUUCCAUAAGCACCGUGGACGGACACACAGGACAGCCACUCACCCCCAUCCUGCUGCCUAGAUCCGCGUGGUGCUUCCCUCCAAAGAGCUCGGACUCGAGUGACAGCCGUCUGCCAAUCAUCCGGAGAGGGGAGGGAUCAACGGAGGAGACGUACGAUGAGAGCUACGGUGACGACAGGGAGUAUCACGAGGACGACCACUCACUCUCCUCUGACAUGCUGGUGUAUCAUGAUGAAACAUGUAAGCAGUUGACUCCCAUGGAGGAAGGAGAGGAGGUAGAGGACAGAAGAGGAGGAUGGCAGUCUCCCAGGAGAGUCUUCCUCUGCCCCACUUCUCUGGGGCGGAGAUCGUCCUUCCAUCUGGAGUGUCUGAGGAGACAGUCAAGGCCAGACGUCUCCCAGAAGACAGCUGUACCGUUACACCUUGUACAUCAUCAGGCUCUGGCAGUGGCAGGGUUGAGUCCUCUGCUAAGAAGGAGUCACUCACCCACCCUCUUCAGCCGGCUGUGCUCCACGCCUCCAGCCAGUCCCACAGCCCAUGGCAGUGAUGCCUCCUACCAGCGAGUGCCCUCUCUGAGGCUAGAGGGCUCCAACUCCCAUGAAAAGCUCAAUACCAGCUUGCCCUCUGUCAACUGUGGGCCAUGGUACAGCGACAGUAAUGGGAACAGCCGGGGACCCAGUCCUAACACCACCCAGGGCAUGUCCAAUCAAAGACCACCACGACCGGUGUCGCUCACAGUGCCCUCACUACUGGGAAAAGACCCAAGCUCACUGUCUCACGGCAGCGCAGGCAGUCUGGUGGAGGCGGUGCUAAUAUCAGAGGGUUUGGGCCAGUUCGCCCAGGACCCAUCCUUCAUCGAGGCCACCAAAGCCGAGUUGGCCGACGCCUGCGAUAUGACCAUCGAGGAGAUGGAGCACGCCGCCAACAACAUUCUCAAUGGCAACACCACCACAAACGCCACAUCCAGCACCUCCUCCACCUCCCAGCACAGCCCCAAUGGCAACCUCCUCCCCUUCCACACAGCAGCAGCAGCAACGCACAGGGAACGAGCGGUCAGCUUGACUCCCAGUGAGGACGGGGGAGAGGCUGGAGGAAGCAGAGGCUCCAUCCACGGGCCGUCCUCGGUGGAGGAGCGGCAGGAGCUGUUAGCAGGAGGGAGAGGACAAGACGAGGAGGAGGAAGAGGCGGGAGGGAGGGAGGAGGGGCACCAUAGAAGCUCAGUUGUGAUUGGAGGAGCGCAGCAGAGGAACAGCGGGCUGUUGGAAGACGAGGAUUUGGAGUGCGUGACGAGUUUGUAGGAGCCGGCUCAACGGGUUCGAUCGGCCGACUGGCCCCUCUGACAUCAUCAGAGACUGACGCUUGUCAGUGCUGGGUAACAGCGCCACGGCUGGCUCUGUUUGUCCCCGCCCCUCACACACACACACACACACUGUCUGCCUCUCUGCCAUGCGUAACUGCUCUGGACAAUGGCGGCCAGUGACGCAACCUUAAACACCUGAUUAAGAAUUUGUUUAUAUGAGUUUGUAUGUUUGAAUGUUUGUAGUAAAGUAUACCACACUAUACUCUAUACUAUCUGAGUGUAUGCUUGUUGAGUGUGUGUGUGUGUGUGUGGUCUAUGAUUUUAUCUAUUUGUACGCACAUUUGCGUGUGCGCGUGUUCUCCACACGUGUCUGAGUGUGUCUCUAAAGUGCCUCACAGUUUUAUCAUGUCCUCAAAGUGUGAAGAGCAGAAAAGUAGAGACGAGCAAAACAAGACGGAGGAAAGGAGAGAUGAAGUAAAGGUAGAAAGGAAACAACAGAAGCAGGACGUCCUAAUAUGGAUUUCCUGCUUUCGACAUAGUGUGUUAAUUGUUUUCAUUUCCUAUGCCUACUUUGGUGUUGUGUUAUUGUUGUUUGUCUGGCCGCCAUGAAGCCAGGUAAGGGACAGCAGACCAGCUUGUGUGGGGGGGGUCAGUUAAGGAUUCAAAUCUGACCGCACCCACUUGAGGUCAAAGGUCAACUCCUCCUUCUUGGUUCAUUGAUGAUGAAGCGCUGUAUUGAGUAAACAGGGGCAAGGAAAACCCUGUUUGAAAUCUCAUUUCUCCUCCUCUUCCAAAACUAAGGAACCUUGGAGCACAGCCCUGCCAGCCUGGGGGUGGGAUUAAGGUGACACACCACCCCCAGCCAAGGGGGGAAGGAUUUGAGGGAUGGACCAACAGCCACAACAGGGCUGCUGUAGGGGGCCAUGGGUAAAGACACUCUUUGGCCAACAGGAAGCCAGCCAGCUCUUUUAAUCGCUGGUCAAUAAGACGCCAGCGAGAGACAAACUCAUCUUGACCUGGCUUCGCCUCCUCCGCUGCUUUUCCUCGUUUGGCCACACCCACGCCCUGCCCCCAACAGGAAAUGGGAGGAGCAUUUGGUGGCUAAGCAGAGACAGCAAGCCCCCUUUUCUGCCUCAUACCUCGCCGUUCCUCGCUCCUCCCUCUCUCCUUCCUCCCUCCUCUUUGGUUAUUCCACCAUCCCUCUCCUUCCAUUGCUGGGUUUUUGCUUUUACGGCCCUCUGAGAGGCGUGUGUGUCGAACAGGGCAAAAGAGACGGAGGGUGGAGGAGAGAAGGGGAGUGGCAGAUUGAAAAGAAAACAGACUCUGGGCAUGGAUCUACAGAGGAUCUGUCCGUCAGUCAGCCUCACUUCCUUCUCCAAGACCCUCCUCUUCCUCUCAGCGUGGAAUCCUAUUGGAUUGCUGCCACACACUCUCUCUACAGACCACGCCCACUAUGUAUUUAACAGUUCAAUAUUGUGCAAAACUGGCUAGCCAUGACUAUUUUGUUUUAUAUUCAUGAUGUUAUUGGUUUAAUUUAUCCUUGAUUUGUUUGCACAAUCGGGGUGCUGGUCUUAUAAAUGUAUUUUUGCUCGGUUUAUUUUAGGAGAAUUUUAAGAGGUUUUAAGUAUCGAAGCAGGGCGUAGUGUUUGCGUGCGAGUGUAUAACUAUAUUUGUGCGUGCGUGUGUGUGUGUGUGUCUGCGUUUUAGUACAGGAUGAUGUGUGUGCGUAUGAGUGUGAGAGAUAGCGUGUGUAUCUAAAAGGGGGGUCUUUCUCUCUAUCAGUAUGCACCUUUUACAGAUUGUAUCUAUUUAUUUAUUUAUUUUUCCCAGAAGAGAAAAAAAUGUGUGAGAAUGUGCAUUUGUAUGUGUGUGUGUGUGUGUGUGUGUGUGUGUGUGUGUACGCGCGCCUGUGCUCGAGUGGUUACUUAUGUAUUCUAAAAAGCUGAUUUUAAGCCUAGACAGUAAAUUAAGGUAGCAUUACAAGUGUGGUGUGUGUGUGUGUGUGUGUGUUGUGUGUCUGUGUGUGUGCGAGUGAGUGCGAGUGAGGGUGUGUGUGAUAAUGGGCCUCCUUAACACAGGGUUACCAUGGACAGGCAUGCUUCCAAAGCUUUUGUGAUUUCUUUAGCACAGUUUUUACUUUUUAGCCAAGCUGCAGAGUCAAAAGCCACUCUAGCUUCGAAAAUUAGUCAUCACUCAACUAUUUUUUUUUUUUUUCUGUUAAGAGGUAGAUAGGCGUAACGUCUCCUGCGAGGUCAAAGGUUAAGUUCAUAGUGGUGAUGAGUUUCAGCAUCGCAGCUUGGCCAGAAGGUAACCAACCUUUUUGGCAAUUGCUGCUUUUCUUCACGGCGGAUGGUUGCUCUGAACGGUGGAAGCACCAAAUUUGUACCGCCCCCAGUGACGUGUCAUGAAUGAACUGGGGGAGGAGUGUGACGUCCUGAUCGUCCAGCUGUAACACACCGUUAUCAUUUAAUCAUAGUUAAAUCUGCAAAUGAACUAUUAGGGCUGGUGUACAGAUGCUGCAAGACACAUCUCUUUUGUCUGAGGUCUGCUCACAUCACAAAACAUUAUGAUUUCAUUGUUAGAGAUAAACUCAUUUCCUGUCUGAAGCAUCAUUGCUGGAAAAAAAAAAAUUAAUGGAAAAUUUAUAUAAUUUACCGAUAAUUUAGAAGAUAUGAAAAUUGGUUAAUGGAUAAAUGAAUUUUUGGAUAUAGAUCAGAAAACUGUCAGCUCAGAAGGAAGUUGCAUUCUGGAGGAUUCCCUUUUGUUUUUUUUGUCUAAUGGCUUCUAGGUAGCGUGCUGACAACAUUUGAUUGAUCUUUCUCUAUAAUAGUUUGUUUAUUUCUCUAGUAUAGUUUGGGCUCACUUCAGAUCAGGGUAUGGUCACAGUUAAGGCCAUAGCCAGGUACGGUACUCAGGCGUCAGUACAUCACACAAGGCACAUGUCCCUGUUUCACAUUGAUAUCUUCUUCAGAAAACCAUUCCUGACGUGAAUAUUACAUCAUCGGUACCGAUUUAUAAAAAAGAUUUUAUAGGAUUUAAGAAUGAAACACUGAAACUAAUUCAGUUUGCUCAAAUAAAUGUUAUUUAACGUUGUACUAGCCACUACAAAUUUGGAAAAAAAAACAUCAAAUCCCAAUGCCAAGUAACUAAAUACUAGGAUAAUAUUAAAAGUCUGUAUGUUAGACUAGUGCCCACAUGCAGACAGAAGUUCUUUAAGUAGGUCAAUAAAUUAAUGUCCGGCUUAAAACAUUAAAAACAAUACUUUUAAACUCUCAGAGGUAUCAAGAAACAUUGUUAUUGUCCUCUGAAAUCUCAAUUAAAAUGGCAUUGAUUUCCCACCCAGAGACAUUUCCACAUGCCAAGUUACGGCAUUUCGUUUGUUUUUGUUGUUGUUGUUUUUUUUAAGUAUUUACCUUCAAGUACUCACUGCAGCGCUCUCAUUCCUACAUGUUCAGCAGAGUGAGUUUUUGGCAGGGAAGGGUAUGCAUGAACACACUGCCAUACACUGCAUCCUGUGCCAGUAACAGACUUCUGACAUUAUUAUGCAAACUAAAUGUGAAUGUUGAAUGUGUCUUUAGUGGCAGUGCUAUUGUUGUUUUGUGGUUACGGCCAAACUGCAAACCCUAAAGAAGUCUGUGGUAUCAGUGGGAUACCCCUCCCUGACAUUUAGUCUUUCUUAUCCAGGAUCCUCUUGCUCUAGAAGAAAAUAUCAUUAACAUCUUAUUCUUUCUUUCACUUACUCUAAAUACACCUCAUUAAAAUAGGCACUGUUCUUUAUUGAAGUAAUUUGAUACCAUAAGCUAACAAGCUACUUCGCAGCUAGUGGCUCACAUCAGUUUCAGUAUAAGCUGCUCUUUUUUUGUCUAAAUAUUGGAAGUCAGAUUUCAGGAUGGUCAAUAAUGUUAAUGUGUGUGUUUUAACCUUAAGUUAGGACAAUUAUACUCUGUGCUUUGGGUUGAAUUAGCCCUAGUAUAGUUUCAUUACACCUGAAUCUAAAAGACAAGAAUAUUCUUCUCCCCACUACAAGUAUUUAUUUGCCAAUUUAUUCCUCAGUGAUGAAUUGUUAAUUGAAUUGUAGUGGUUUGUGUAUCCAGGCUGCUACAUCGCCUGGAUGCCAACUCAUUUGACAAUGAACGACAGUAAUUGCUUUAAUUAUCCAACACACAAUCACUUCACUUUCAUUAAUCUACUUACAUACAUACUCACAGCAUAACCCUGCAUGUUUAUAAGUGCCAAACCAGGCUUAGUUGUGUCUGUUACCGAGGCUCUCUGGUUUUUACAAAGAAGCAAGUGGAGAGAGAUUCAGAGGCCUGUGGUGCCCCCGUGUGGAGUGGAGCAGCGUUUCAGUUUUUAUGUACAGGUUAGCAUGAACUAUGAGGUGUUGUGUUGCAGUAUAGGGUGGGGUGUGCGGAGUGGGUGUAAUCCUGCAUCCCACAAGAUAUGCAAAAACAAUGCAAUAACUAUGACUGUAUACAAGGUUCCCCAAGUAAAUAUACUUGUGAAAGUGAGAAAAAAAAAAUUCAAUAUCAUGGAGAUGUUUUUUUUUUCUUUCUUUUCUGUUUGUUACAUUUUAAAGUAAACUCAGUGGUUUCCAUGCCAGAGAAACCUAACAUACUUGAAAUCAGGUACAUUGCAGUGCAGUAUAGUAAAGAUGUAUUUAUUUAUCUUUCUCGUGCCGGGGUGUUCGGUCUGCAUCUUCACUCCAAAAAGUUGAGACAGCGACCUGAAAUCAGUGUUUUUGCUUGCAGUUUUUACAUCCAGCUGUCGGAGACCCAGAAUGAAAAGCUGAUCAUUUAUUUUUAAGGAUUCAGCAGCAAAAACAACUAACUUUACCUCCCUGACUCAAUACUUUUUCGGCUGUAUCCCUUUCUCUCGUUUAUUUGCGGUUCAUUUUUUUAAAUGGAUUGAGAUACGUGGGUGUACCAUCAGUAUUGCAUGAGGUUCACACGUUGCCAGGUUUUGCAGUCGUUUAGUCGUGAUCAGGUUAAGUAUCAUAUCACAUUAUGACAGAGUAGCUAUUUCUAUUUAGUGUACAUAAUGUAUGAUUGAAGUCAAUAUUUCUUCUCUAGAUAAAGGUAUCAUUUGACUGUGGGCAGCAGUGGUGGGCUUUUUGAAAGGUGAUUUUGCAUAUCUUAUGGGCUCUUAGUUCAUUACUUGAGUUUAUAUAGUUGUCAAAACACGAGAGGUUUAACAAACUUCAGUAUUUUUUACUCCACAAUUAAAAGAGGUGUCACUAAUUCUUUAACUACAGUACCGGUCAAAAGUUUGGACACACCUUCUCUUGAAUGAGAAACUUUUGACUGAUACUGUACGUGUUGCCACAGUCUCUUGUCUCACUUCAACUUCUACAUUUCCCUCAUCUGACAUGUGGAAGACAGACCAGAUUUAAAAUUCUCAUGAAAAGGACCAAAUUACUCAAAUGAGUAGAUUUUCAUGGAAUACAGAUGGAUUGAAAUCCAAACAGACGAACACACACAGGCAGGAGCACAUAGAAACUUAAUUGCUUACUUGCAUUGGAGCACAAAGUCAACUAGAUACAUGAAGUGGUCGAUAUGAAGUCCACUGUUUAACUAAGUGUUUGUUCUUGUUCUUCCUGCCAGGAAUAGACCUUUCUCACAAAAGACAUUUUGACUUGUCAGCAAGAAACGCACAGGUAGAAUGAAUAACAUUAAUGAUUGCUUCAGCCAGUAUUCAGCAUGUACUGUACCAGUGCCACGGACGUAGCUACUGUGUUUACAUUCUACAGCUACACACAAAAUUACACAAGGUGAGUUUUUCAAUACUGGUAUUUUCUGAGUCAACAUUUCUACAUUUGACUAUUUUGUUCCAAAAAACACAUAAAAAGAAAGGGACUCUAUAUUUCUCCACCUGAAUUAUAAUCAGGCAUUGUGGAUUGAGAGGGUUUUGAAAUAGCACUCGUUGUUUGGGGAGAUAAAGAAAACAUUUAAAAUUUGAAUUAAUAUAAAUAAUGUGAGGGAAAGAUAUAAAGAAAGUCAAAGAAAGUCAAGGCUGCCGUUUGGACUCAUUAACUCAGUAUUUUUAAAAUGCCUCUCACGAUCUGGAACACUGAAAUCGAAUGCAGCCAUUAUUAGUUACGCCUGUGUUUGACAAGUCACAUUGUCCACAACAAGAGAGGUCUAUUGUGUGUGUUUAUGUUCCUGCGGUCUCCGCCUCUCUUUAGAUAGCUGGUUGGCAUUUUAUCAGGCUGAUAAGCUGCAGCUGCGCCCGCUGCCUCUACACUUACAGCCAGCUAAACUAAAACCACCCCGCUUUGCUACAAAGGGUGUAAUUCAAAUUCAAGUAAUUUCCUCGAAUGAAAGCUAGAAAGAAUAAAUGAUUUCUGAUAGACGGUUGACAAUCUAGUUGGCGAUUGAUGACAAUGGGAAGCAGUAGUGGAUGUCUGGGCUGAGUUUGAUGGAGUGUAGAUGGUUUUAUUUCAUCAUGUUUGGAUUUCAGGGUGGUAUAAGUUCUCACAUGGUGAAUUAUAUAUCCAAGUAAUGUUUAUGUGCAUGGGUUUCUCUCUCUAGGGGUAUAAAGUAUUGGUCCUAUGUGAAUGAUAAUAUCUUUUGUCUCACCACUAGCCAAUGAUUGUAUAUUUUUAUAUACCAUAUAUAGCAAGAUAUCUAUGAAUAUAUAAUAUUUAAUCACCAGAAUGUUAGAGUAAGGAAAAGGCAGGACACUUACAGUAUUUGGCAAUAUAGUUAGUGAAAUCUUGGUCAUAAAGAUGUGUUAUAUAAGCCUACUGACUGUAGCGUCAGUAUGAAUUUAUUGAUCAAAGUCCCACUUUAUUGACUGUAUUUUUGACCAAAAGGAAACAGCAGGGAAUAUUGUAAUUACAUUUAUUGAGGAGGAAACAUUGUUUAUUUUAGCUGAUGGUAUACAAGAAUGAGCUUUUAGGACAUUUUCAGAAACAGGGCUGGAUGAUUCCCAGACUAUGGAUAAGAACUGUUAGCUGCAGAACACAAAUGACAGAAAGUCUACUUUUUUGAUUUCUUUUUUCACCACAGCUUAAAACCACAGAUUAUUUAGCCUUUACCAGAGUUACAACUCUAACAUCAGGAGGCUCUUUGUUCAGCUAUCAAAAGGACAUUUCCCAGAGUGCCAUGCAGUCUCCUUUGGCUCAGCUAGAGAUGGUUGACGAUAUCCAAACCAUGUUUUAAAAAAAUCUGCUCUAUCCAUUCCAUGAAUAUUUUUUCUCUACUGGUUCAGCAGUUGGUGGAGUUAAUGUUGAACCUUGAUAGCCGCUGUUCAGUUUUAAGCAAAAUCUAAUGUGUUUGUUUUAUGUUUUGUGAAGUGGGCUGAAAGACGUUAACCUACCAGCAACCUGUCUGCACAGGUCAGAGUCUGGACAUUUUCUUACUGUAGCAUCGAGAGACUCGUCUCUCUUGAACUAGUCCUACAUCAGCGAUACAUGCACAUCCACUGUGCACUUUGACACACACAGACAUUAUUCUAUUUUAGGGACUAAAGACAUCUAACCAAAAAAAUUCCACCUAUGAAGGACUAGACCUCUCUAUGCUUUUAGCCAUGAAAAUCAUGUAGCUUGUAUUUAUUUUCUUCCAAGAAAGGAUUUGGAGGACUUGAACUAAAUCUGUGCAGAGAAAUUCAUUCACAUCUUAUUAUCUUUGGCGACUUAUUUCAACAGUAUUAAAUGGAAUGACAAUAUAUGUGGGAUUUAAUGUGGAAGAGAAAACUUUAUCUAAAAAAAUGUUGAAUUCAUAUUUUGCAUGAUGCCAUCUUAAAAGUGAUGACAUACAGAUUUUAUGUUUGUGUGGAAGAGCUGCUAUACAGAUGUCAUCUAACACACUUUAACACAAAAAAAGAAAAAGUAUUUUACACAUAAAGUUUAAAAGUUAAUAGUUUAUCAUAAACUUCUUUUCAGAGAGAAAGAGGCUGGCGAGCAGGAGUCUGGUUGUUGUUCCUGUCUUGAUCGCUCCUCUCAUGGAUCUGCCAUUUGUUGCAACAGAUGUACGUUAUAUUUUCUUGUAAACCGAAGUGUUUGUUGAUCAUUGUUUGAUCCUGACAAGAAAAAAAAAAUAUUUUAAGAUGACUAUUUUGAAUAUAGAUUUUAUUUUCCUUUUUUCUCAAGGUGAAAUCAGCAUAGCCUGUUGUUGUAGGAUUCUAAUUAAUCUAAUGAAACCUAAUUAAAAUAUGAAUUCCCUUUUCUUGAGAAAUAAGAGAGCAUCAUCUCUUUGUUUUGUUUUUUUUCUGUUGUACAGACGUUAAUUUGACGCCGACGGUGAUGAAGGCUUUGGUAAAUGGAACAGAAAGUGAAAGAGGGAAUAUAUCAUCAAAUACAAGUUUAUAUUGCAAGUUUGUUCUAUUUUAGAUAUAUCUAGAAAAAACUAUAUCUAAAUUAUAAGAUAUUAAAUGGCAGCUUGGAGCUGGAUGCUGCAGUCUGGAGGAGGAUUAAAAAGAACUCUCCAGAUGUGCAGGUGCCAUAAUAUGGAUUGUAUUAAAUUCUACACAUUUUCUAUACUAAACUUCUCAGUUUUACCAUCAGCUGGAUGUUUCCAUCAGGUUUAGAAAUCACUAUUGAUAAGUUUCCUUUGAGUGAAGACUUGUCUGUUUGGUUUCCAGUGCAUAAUAAAGAGGAUUUUAGGGAGUAACAGAA
Molecule: messenger RNA, 15476 nt
Organism: Thunnus maccoyii (southern bluefin tuna)
Lineage: Eukaryota; Metazoa; Chordata; Actinopteri; Scombriformes; Scombridae
Gene: cacna1c
Product: calcium channel, voltage-dependent, L type, alpha 1C subunit
Exons: 50
Coding region: 216-6860 (2214 amino acids)
Biological process (GO): calcium ion import across plasma membrane
Cellular component (GO): voltage-gated calcium channel complex; membrane
Molecular function (GO): high voltage-gated calcium channel activity
Source: RefSeq, a predicted model, not a curated record